Messenger RNA from Carya illinoinensis, 1377 nucleotides. Its product is annotated as putative fasciclin-like arabinogalactan protein 20. The transcript is spliced from 2 exons. NCBI's taxonomy places the organism in Eukaryota, Viridiplantae, Streptophyta, Magnoliopsida, Fagales, Juglandaceae. The record is from RefSeq and is a predicted model, not a curated record. The coding region runs from base 8 to 679 and encodes 223 amino acids.
UCCGUUAAUGGCUUCCCGAGUACACCUCCUCCUCUCUCUAAUUAUCUUCUCCCUCUUCUCUCUCUCCUCUCCGCUCUCCUCCGAGACCAUAUCCGAUGCCGUCCAUAUCCUUGCCGACUCCGGCUACGUCUCCAUGUCCCUAACUCUUGAGGCCAUCUCCAAAAGUACUCUCCUCACGAACUCUACGUCUCUCACCAUAUUCGCUCCCUCCGACUCCGCCUUCAUUCACUCCGGCCAGCCAUCUCUCUCCCUCCUCCAAUACCACUUCUCUCCUCUCCUUUCGCCCCUCCAAACUUUCAGAUCACUUCCCAAUGCGGCCAAGAUCCCGACAUUGUUUGCGGGUCACUCGCUCACUGUCACCACGUCCCCUUCUGAUGAUGGAAUUUCGUUAAACAACGUCAAGGUUACCCGGUCUCCCAUAUUUAAUCGGGGAUUAUUGGUUAUCUUCGGAAUCGACGAGUUCUUUCACCCGGAUUUUGAGGUUUCGGUGCCGGUAAAAAGCCCAGAGCCCAAUCUUGGAUGUGGGUUCCCAACGGCAAAUGAUACAAUCAGUUUUUCAGGGGCUAGUUCGUUUGGCAAAGUGAGUGGGCUCUUGAGGUGCAGUGGGUACUCUGUAAUGGCUGAGUUUCUUAAUGGUAUCUGCUUUUUCUGGCUAAGUGAUAUCUUGAUGGCUUCUUGAGUAUGGGAAUUUCCUCAGUGCGGGAUCGAUGCUUGAUUACAAUUCUGUUCCCUUGCUCUGUUUAAGUGAUGUCAUUUGCUCUAACAAGUUAAACCCUUUGAAUGAGUUGAAACUUGGUAUCUGGCACUGUGAGAGAGGAAAGAACUUUUAUUGAUGACGAGAUUGAGACGAUAAAGAAGCAAAGUUAAGGACUUGUUAUCAUCAAGAUUCAAGGUUUGCUAUAAUUAUACUGGUCAACUUGCAGAAGCAUUCAAAGAAAGGCAUAUAUACUCGAAUUGUUGAAGUUUCGAAACCAGAAUUAGCAUUUCAGGCUGAUCUGCAACGCUAGCUUGUGGGGUUGCAUGCACUUCACAUCUUACUACUAUUGACUGGUGCUUUAUAAAGAAAUCAUGGAAAGUAUUUGUAGGCAUGCAAGCUCUACAUUUAAAGCAGUAUAAUUGUAGAUAUCUUUGAAGCUGUGAUACGAGAUAUAAUGUAACCUUCGGUGUUUCUUCAUCAUUGUUUUUGGCCUCAUGGUACUCAAACUUAACCAAGCAAACCAUGGGAAGUUAUGUGCAUUAUGAGUCGUCGAACUGCAUGCUGAGGAAUCGACAUGAACAAAAAAGUGAUUUUAAUUCUAUCUUUGUUGAUGGAAAUUGGUGGGUUAUUUUAUUCUUACAUAUCAAGCACUCUAUUCUACUAUUGUGCAGUUACCAUUC